AUGAUGAUAAUCAGAAACUUGGCAAAGCUUAACCAGCUAAUGGGUUUCCAGAGAUCACACGCCAUUACUACUCAAAAAGUGCAGCCUAUUUCAGAUCAGUCAAAGGUUGAAGAUGAUCAGAAAAACAAUAACAUUAUUGGUGAAAUCAUAAUCUCCGAAAACACAAUAACAUUCCCAAAUCUACAGAAUUAUAUUCCUAGUGUCGUCAAUCCUACUUAUUCAGAUGCCACUUACGACUCAUGGGUGGUAGAACACCCGUCUGCUUUGGGAUCGUUUGAUCUGAUGAUGAAAGAAGUGAAAGGGAAAAAAGUGGUGGUGUUCUUAGAUUAUGAUGGGACUCUCUCGCCAAUUGUAGAUGAGCCUGACCGAGCUUUCAUGUCUGAUGAGAUGCGUGCAGCGGUGCGUCAAGUCGCAAAAUAUUUUCCAACCGCUAUUAUCAGCGGCAGAAGCCGAGAGAAAGUUAAAGAAUUUGUGAAGUUGAACAACGUGUAUUAUGCUGGGAGUCAUGGAAUGGACAUAGUGUCGCCACCGAGAGCGGCGAAGUCUAUUGAUAUUAGCAAGUACAGCACCAUAGCCAUUGAUAAUAAGGCAAAUCAAGUCCCUUUUCAACCAGCCAAGGAAUUUUUGCCUGCAAUUCAAUCGAUGCAAGCAGCACUGGAAGAAAAUGUUAGGAAAAUAAAAGGUGCCAAAGUAGAGAACAACAGAUUUUGCAUUUCAGUCCACUUCAGAAAUGUCCGAGAAGAGGAUUAUGGGUUAUUGGAGGAGAAGGUGAAAUCUGUACUGGUGGGCUAUCCAGAUUUCUGCUCACGUGAGGGCAUAAAGGUUAUAGAAAUACGACCAUUCAUUGAGUGGAACAAAGGUCAUGCCCUAGAGUACUUGCUGGAUGCUUUAGGGUUAAGCAAAUCUUCUGACGUUCUCCCAAUUUACAUUGGGGAUGAUCGAACAGACGAAGAUGCAUUCAAGGCUCUAAAAAGCAGAGGACAAGGGUAUCCAAUCAUUGUAUCUACUGUUGCAAAAGAAACUGAAGCUUCCCACUCUCUUCGUGACCCUUCAGAGGUACUAUCCUUCUUGCUAAAAUUAGCCAGAUGGAGGAGAUCUUCUUCUACUUCUUUUAGGGCUCUUUCUCAGGUCUGGGCUGUAGAGGAUUGAAGUCAGAAGAAGUCCAAUGAAGUUCAAAUAGUUUUGGACUUGUGUAAAGUUUUAGAAAAUGACAAGUAUAAAAGGAGGAGGAUAUGAUUCCUCCAUGUUUUUCUUUUUCUUUAAA
This is a messenger RNA of Carica papaya (papaya), 1264 nucleotides long. NCBI's taxonomy places the organism in Eukaryota, Viridiplantae, Streptophyta, Magnoliopsida, Brassicales, Caricaceae. The record is from RefSeq and is a predicted model, not a curated record.